Messenger RNA from Apiotrichum porosum, 930 nucleotides. RefSeq lists its product as uncharacterized. Gene Ontology annotation, molecular function: hydro-lyase activity. The coding region runs from base 1 to 930 and encodes 309 amino acids. Lineage: Eukaryota; Fungi; Basidiomycota; Tremellomycetes; Trichosporonales; Trichosporonaceae. The record is from RefSeq and is a predicted model, not a curated record. The transcript has a single exon.
AUGAACUUCCCAAAACUGCCCGCCAAGGCGGCGUAUAUCACGAUCAACAAUCCCGCCAAGCGCAACACGCUCUCCCUUGCCAUCCUCCGCGACCUUCGUCAGCAGCUGCGCGACAAGCUGACGUCUCCAAGGACGGGAAAGCUUCUCACUCUGCCACCUUUCCAACCCUCCAUUCUGGAAAAGAUCGAGCAGGGCCACCCCGACUAUCUCUGGCUCACCAGUGCAGAGACUUGGCGCGAGUUACGACAAGACCUGCCGAACGUGCUCGUCCUUCGGAGUGACGGCCCAGUCUUUUCAUCGGGCCACGACCUCAAGGAGAUUGUGCAGCUGAGCCACGACGAUGUCAAGGAGACAUUUCGACUGUGCGCUGAGGUCAUGGAGUUGAUCCGUCACAGCCCCGCACCUGUCGUCUGCCGGAUCCAGAGCAUGGCCCUGGCCGCGGGGUUCCAGCUGGCCAUGACAGCCGACUACCCGAUCGCUCUGGCCAACACCAAAUUUCGCCUCCCCGGCGCCUCAAUUGGUCUUCCGUGCACCAGCCCCUCGACUGCCAUUUCCCGACGUCUGGGCAACGGUCUGACUUACCGCAUGCUCGCGACUGCCGACUGGAUGACGGCGGCAGAGGUCAAUGGACAGGGCACGCUUGACAUCGUCCCAGUACCAACGGCAGACUCUCCCGAUGAGGCAAACAAAGCCUUGGAAGAGCGUGUAGACCAUGUGGUUAAUCGUCUGGCCGUCGAGACAGCCGGGCAGCCCCUUGCGUUGGGCAAGUGGGCGUAUUGGACCCAAGUGGGCAUGGGCGGCCAAGGGGACGGAUACGUCGAGGCGGCGCAGUUUGCUGGCCGUGUGAUGGCGUUACAUGCGAAAGCCGAGGACGCAAAGGAGGGCAUGGCGGCGUUUAUCGAGAAGCGCGACCCAGUGUGGAAGACAUGA